AUGGGUACUCUGUUUCUCAUUUUUCUUCUCUCUCUGGCCAUUCAUUCUCCACCUUCUUCUUCAACCUCCGACUCAUUGAGCAGAGGCUCCUCCCUCUCUGUAGAGAAACCAGAAGAUGUUUUAGUUUCAGCUGAUGGUGUUUUCACUGCUGGCUUCCACCAAGUGGGCAACAAUUCAUUUUGUUUUGCCAUUUGGUUCACGGAGCCAUCAAUCUCCGACCACUAUCGAAACCGCACCGUUGUCUGGAUGGCCAAUCGUGACCAACCGGUGAACGGAAAACGCUCAAAGCUCUCCCUCCAAAAAACUAGUAACCUCAUCUUAACUGAUGCGGGUCAGUCCAUUGUUUGGGCCACAACCACUACUUCUUUCUCACCAGCUCACUUGAGCCUCCAAAACUCUGGUAAUCUGGUUUUACUUCACUCGGGGAGUGUCGUUUUAUGGCAAAGCUUUGAUUCUCCAACUGAUACCCUCCUCCCACUCCAACCCUUCACCAGAAAAGCAACACUUAUCUCCACCAGAAGCCAGAGCAACUUCUCCUCUGGUUUCUAUAAGCUGUUCUUCAACAAUGACAACCUUCUUCGUCUUCUUUUCGACGGUCUCGAGAUUUCCAGUGUUUAUUGGCCCGACCCUUCUCGUGUGAGUUGGGAUAAUGCAAGGAACACAUACAACAACAGCAGAAAUGCCAUGCUUGAUUCCUUAGGCAGUUUUAUCUCAUCAGACAACUUGACUUUUCUGUCAGCCGAUUAUGGCGCAAAGCUGCAGAGAAGACUGAGGAUUGAUUUUGAUGGUAAUGUUCGAUUGUAUAGUCGAGAAAAUUCAGGAGAGAAAUGGGUAGUUUCAUGGCAGGCCAUCUCGGACUCUUGCAUGAUCCAUGGGAUUUGCGGAGCAAACAGCGUGUGUAGCUAUGACCCUGGUUUUGGUAGAAAAUGCUCAUGCCUUCCAGGAUAUCAGAUUAUAAAUCAUACUGAUUGGUCUUUUGGGUGUGAACCACGAUUCAAUGACUCUUACACCAAAGUUAAUGAGUCCAGUUUCCUAAAACUUUCUCAAGUUGAGUUCUCUGGUUACGAUUAUAGCUCCUACCAAAAUCGCAGCUAUGGAGAGUGCGAGCGCAUAUGCUUGGACCUGUAUAACUGCAGGGGGUUCCAAUACACAUUUGACAGUGGAAGUGGUGUUUAUAACUGCAACCCGAAGACGCAGUUACGAAGUGGUCGCAGAUCGGAUUUACAAGGAUACCUUUAUCUGAGACUGCCUAAAGCCUACCUCUUCUCAAAUCACUCUGACACGAAGUACCUAAAACAAUUUGGGCUUAAUUGCGCAGACAGAGUUAUUUAUCUUGACCGGCAGUAUGUAAAAAAGCUUGUUAGUAAGCCAGUAAAAUUCCUGCUGUGGUUUGCCUGUGGAUUGGGAGGGUUUGAGAUCAUUUGUCUCCUUUUGUUUUUCGGUUUGUUAAGUAGUAGAACCCGGAAAAGUUCCAAGCAGGAUAUGCAUGAUGGAUACGUUCUUGCUGCAACUGGGUUCAAAAGAUUUAGCUAUGCGGAGCUCAAGAAGGCGACACGGGGUUUUAGUGAAGAAAUUGGAAGAGGUGCCGGAGGAAUUGUGUACAAGGGUGUAUUGGCUGAUGAACGAGUUGCAGCAAUUAAGUUGCUUAAUGAAGCUAUUCAAGGAGAAGCUGAGUUUCUAGCUGAAGCUAGCACCCUUGGGAGGCUGAACCAUAUGCACUUGAUAGAAAUGUGGGGAUACUGCUCAGAGGGAAAGCGAAAGCUGCUUGUUUAUGAGUACAUGGAGCAUGGUUCCUUGGCACGCAAUUUGUCUUCCAAUGUUCUUAAUUGGGAGAAGAGGUUUGAGAUUGCUGUAGGCACAGCAAAAGGUCUUGCUUAUCUGCAUGAAGAGUGCUUGGAGUGGGUUUUACACUGUGAUGUCAAGCCUCAAAACAUACUCUUGGACUCGAAUUACCAACCAAAGGUGGCUGAUUUUGGCCUUUCCAAGCUAUUCAACAGAGGGGAGCUUAAGAAUUCGAUCUUUUCGAGGAUAAGAGGAACCAGAGGUUACAUUGCUCCAGAGUGGGUUUACAAUCUGCCCAUCACAUCCAAAGUGGAUGUAUACAGCUACGGGAUUGUUGUGUUGGAGAUGGCAACCGGAAAGAACCCGACAAUGGGCGUGGAUGCUAUUGACGGGGAGCAGAGAAGACUUAUCAUGUCUGUUAGGGAGAAGGUAAAUGGAACUAGUGCUAUUGGACCACAGAUGAGAAUGAUCAUGGACCCCUCGUUCGAAGGUGAAUACGAUGUGGAGAAGAUGGAAAUUCUUCUAAGGGUCGCUUUACAAUGCGUAGAGGAAGACAAAGAUGCAAGACCAACCAUGAGACAAGUUGUUGAGAUGCUUCUGCACCAUGACAAGGAUUAA
Prunus armeniaca (apricot) is the source of this 2400-nucleotide messenger RNA. The record is from the annotation of a GenBank genome assembly. Lineage: Eukaryota; Viridiplantae; Streptophyta; Magnoliopsida; Rosales; Rosaceae.